AGUUGGUGAACUACCUCUAUUUGGUCAAGGACUAUGUUGUAAAAAAUCUUUCAAACUGUUAAUUUUCUGUGUUUCUUAGACCGUUCAAGAGUUCUGUUCGGUGUGUUUGGGGAAUGUGAGACCGACUCUCCCUGAGGACUGUGUGACCAGCCCGAGUUCGCCUGUUUCGGACAGCUGCAUAGCGGUUUUCUGAUCUCUGACUGGAGGUUUUACUGCAAACCAAGUUAGCUCAACAGCUAAUCCUAAAAGUCACGUCACCUGCGUGGACUCGAAUUAAAAGUUUCACCGUAGAGCCGGGACAGCCGGGUGAGUUUCAACUAUAUGAACGUACAAAACUUUAUCUUGAGUGUUUUUGCGCGGGGUUCGUAUUUUAUCUCGCUUUUACGCAGCCAUUAAAUUUGCGUUGGAGACAGCAGCAAGUGAAGCGUAGCUGCGAAUAAUAAAUGACGGUCUGACCCGCAGUCAGACUCGAAUAAGCUGUUUUUCAGAGGGAAAUGUGGUAGAGAGAGGACAGCUUCGGUGUUCAGCCCGCUGACUUGGCGGCUCUGGGUUUGCUGCUCGUGAGGCCUGCGGGUCGGGCUUCCACCGGGCUAGAGUAGAGCCCAACGCCGCCGUCGAAAGGUCGGAGGCCGGCAGUUGGUGCUGCCACCGCCGGCCUGGGCCUGCGGACCAAGGUAUGGAACGGAUGGAAGUGGACCAGUGCGCAGGCGCAGCUGGCGGGGCAGGAGGCGGGGCACUCCGUAGAUCGAACAGCGCCCCCAUGAUCACAAGUGUCAGUGAUGGGAUGACGGUUUUCAGUCCUGUGUCCUCGGCUCGAUACAGACGCAGCAGUGUGUCCAUCAACCCCAGCUGCCCUUCACAGCUCCUCCCUCUCUCACCUUUCUCCUUGACUGGAGACAGACUUGAUCAGAAGAGGCAGGAGGAGAAUAUGGAAAUGACGCUCAGAGGGAGUCUGCAGAGACUAAGUGCUUCCAGUCUGAUCCCAGUUCCUCCAGUCAGUCAGUGGCACGACCACGCAUCAGUGUGGUUCCAGUCACAGGACAGCGGCGUCACGCCCAACUCCUCCCCAAGUCCCACCAGGAGGUUCAGACCAGCAGUCAGUGCCACUGUGAGAUGGCCUGCGUUAACUCCGCUUAAGAGGAAAGGAGGGGUGGAGUCUGACGGACCCCCAAAGAAGCUUUUUGUUGCCGGGGUAACAGAUCCCGCCAACCGCAGUAGCUAUACAGUCAGUGUCUCUCAGUCGGCGGCAGACUCGCCCCCUGCUGGAGGCAUCAGUCCUCAGUCCAGUCCUCUGUCUCUCUCUCCUCCCCCCUCCUUCACCCCCUUCACCUCCCACCAGCACCCUGGACACUAAAAUGCACCUCAACCCCCUCUUCACCCGGAGUCAUGACCCUGUCACUGUGGGUGCAGACCAGCAGCUCCAGAGACAUAAAAAAAAAAGCCGGAGGAACAUCAACACUCAUCAUACCUUAUUUCUGUUCCAAUCACCUGCCAGUAUCACUGUAAAUCCCGCCUCCUCCUGCGACCACAUUGGAUAGACAGAAGAAUCACAGGAAAGAAAUGAAGGUCUAAGGGCUGAGAUGUAUCUGAACGUAAAAUUCUUCCGCCUGGUUUUCCGCUCUCAGAGUGUCUUUAUUUUCAUGGAAAGUAUCUACUUUGGAUCCCUCGAUAUAUAUAUAUUUUUUAAUUUUAGCCUGGAAGCUUCUGACAGAAUUUUUUCUUGAAAGUAUCUGAUAUUCUCUCCGACUGUUUCCAUUGGUUGGUUGUAUAUUUAACCAACUCAGCUUAUUGACUGCUCAUCACUCUUCAGUUCAUCCCUCAGAGAUUCCACCAUGUUGGAAUAUGCUUUGGCAGGACUUGCGUAUUUGCUGGCCCCCCUCAGAGGGGGCGAUGAGUUGGGAGUUCAUCCUAUAACUGAAGGUUCGUAGGAUGAAACCAAAUCCUCCCCCUCAAAUUAAAUGGUUUACAGAGGAUUCAUCAUCAGCAUCAUCGCUUUUGGGAAACUGAGGGCACACAGGUUGUGUCGUCAGACAUGAGGCUGGAAUUCAUCUGCGCGCAUAGAUGCCCGUCCAGCCUUACAGAAGAAGGUGCUAUGGGUAACUGUGGGUAGCUGAUGAGCCACAGGCACACCACCCACAUUUCAACGUGUCCUGUGGACCUGAACGUCAUACAAGCUGAGUGGCUGACCCGGAUUCAUACGGAGAGGAAUAAAAUGUAAUUGUUAUACAAGUUGUACUGAUACCGCGUAAAAGGAUCAAAGAAAGAAGCACACAAACGUCUCCGAACAACCCAUGUGCAGCCUGAAGUCUCGUUGCUUGGCAGCAUUUCUCUGACAACAUGGAAUGGGACAAACGUGUCCAGUGGCUUUGUCAGAUUUAUUCUGCACAUGUCCAAGGAGUCGGAGCCUAAAAUGGGAACAGCUCAUUUUGCUGCUUCUUGGAUGGAUAAAAUAUCGGGGCUGCCCAUUGGUGGAUGCAGCUCAAGUCCAAUCUGACCAGUCAUUGCUGUUUAUGAAGUUCCGGAUCUUCUCUGUUCAGUUAGUUGGAGGUUCAGAAGAAGUUCUAAUAAGGUCUUGAGUUGUAAUCAAGAUGUAGUCGCAGGAGACAACAAAAUGUUUACAGACUGCUGAUCAGAAUCGUCUCUCUAAAGGGGUCAAGGCACUUCAAGAACAUCUGGUUCCACCAUCAGUGAUCAAGUCAACACCUGGAGUUGUACUUGUUCAAAGAUUUAGAUUUAGUCAGACCUGGUCUUGAAGUUGAAGUUAUAAGUGUUCAUGAGUGAUGGAUCUGGAGAGUAAUGGAGUGGACUCUGCCAGCACUUAAUCAAAUCAGUGAACUGCCGUGAUGCAUUAUUGUGCAUCAUAUCAUUUCUGCCAUAUUGCAUUUAGAACAUCUCCCGAUGAUGCGGAAUUUGCAUCUUUAAUCAACAAAACAAAUGUUUAAAUUGACAAAAAAAAAACAGAAUAUCCAGUGAAAUACUUCAAAACCAAUCAUUGUCCAAACCCAAAAUCCAUAUGAAGGGGGUGUAGCUUUUUGAAAGGCCAAAACUGAGCUGCUGAGUAUUUGUUGUCAUGCAUUUUUGAGCCCAAACCACCUAAACCUGACAAACAUGAAAUUCAGCCACUGAGCAAAGUUUCUUUACUUCUAAUUUUUUUUUCGUUAAAACACAAAAAUCUUAGGUUUCAGUGACUGAAAAGUCACUGAAAGUUGUAGUUGUCUGUCAUGGCUGAGGCAUGCUGACCGAGGCCUUCUAGUCAGUUCAGAAAAAAAACAGACGUCAAUUAUUUGUCAACAGUUUGUUAACUUUGGGCGAUGGUUUCACUGUGGGAGGACGGUUUUCUCGCGGGGUGAGAGACUGGUUUUACAAACUGGCUCCCAAUCAGCAGAAGUGUAAAGAACUUGUGGUCUGCAGCACCAUGUCUGUUUGUUAAUAGUGUAUCUAUAUGUGAAUAUUGAGUCAGAGCAACUGAUGUGUGCUCAGUUUUCCUCAGCCUGCAGUGUUUGAUUGUAUAUAUUGGGUCUGCAGGAAGUGACCGCACUCUUCCCUCCUAAAAGUGCAUUUAUGCUUUUUACUUUUUCAUUUCCCAGUUACUUUUCUCCGUGACUGACUUCAGCCUAUUCUACUUGAAAUCAGCCACAUUGUUGUUCAUGAACGUCAUCAGAUUGGUUAAAGACAGUUCAGUCAUCAAAGAAAUCCCUAUAAACCAUGAAGACUCCUGCUUUAUUACUUGCUGUAUCACAGAGCCAGUAAGUAAAUAUUCUUUUUUCCUCUGUCAUAUCUAUUGCACUUGUUUGAACAAGGUUUGUCAACCUUCUGUUUCUUCGUUUUUUUUUUUACCUGAGCUACAACAGGUGAUUUUUUAUUUUUAAGACCAGGACCAAUCUCAGUUUUUGUGUUGACAGCUCUGGAUUUUUUUUUUCAACUUCAACUUCAAAUACCCUUAAUUUAAUUCAAUUAUAAUCAAUGAAAUAAUUGUAAUGAUUCAAUACAAGUGCACAAAACUGACUUCCCUGAGUCAGGGUUGCACGUAGCCGCCUCACCACGGGGGUCAGAGGUGCCGAUGGUCGGUGGGGUGAGGCUUUCAGAAAUGAACUGCAGUUCUGCUUCCAACUUUUGCACUUGCACAGUAUUGUACAGUUUUGUAUUUUCAUUCAUCAUUGUGCCUAAACAUGUCGUCAUACUUUGGAGGAGCGACGGUCGGGAUGUUUAUCCUCACGUUUCGAUUUCAACAUCAGAUCUGAGAUUUCACUUCCCACACAGACAGGAAUCUCUUUUUUUAGAAAGACCUGGUCUUUUGUAAUCACCUGGCCUGUCACCUGUGAGAUAUGUUUGUACAUAGAGUCUCGAUAAGCUCCUUUUAUACAAGUGUCUUUAUGUGCGCCCCCCAAAACAAAAAACAGUGAUAUAUUUUCCGUUGUCAUGACUUUGCACAGUUCUAGUUAGACCUUUUUAAUCUGUUCCUCUGUUACAUGAUCAGUAACAUAUCAUCAAGUCAAACUUACUGUUAAGUUUUGCUGCUUUUUCUGUUUUUCCUGCUUUAUUUCUUGACUUGUUACCAUCUCUGUGAGUCUAUCCUGUUUAGGAAAAAAUGCACUUUAAGUUGAAUUCCAGACAAUUUUGGGUCAGUUGUUGUUUGGACCCCCUGCUCAGUUCCAUACAGGUGUGGUGAAAGUCUAGCUUUAAAACGGCCAAGAACAAUUUUAACCUUACUUCAUGUUCUAAAGGAGCCAAAGUUUUCAGAAAUUAAAAUGUCUUAAUACAAGCAUUAUGUAAAAUACAGUCUAAAACUGGCCAAAUUUAGAUGAAAUAAUAAGAAGAGUAUGAGUCUGACCAGAUAUUUUGGUACAUUUUCAAUAAUCAAUGUUACAGACACAUUUUAGUUGUUGCUAAGAAAGUCGUGAGGUUGGAUGUGCAGCUCCAAGCAAGUUCAGUGGCUGCAAAUUUCUGGAAAAACGAAAUAUGCAACUCAAAUUGUUUCUACGUGUUCUUCAUACGUAAAAAUCCAAUUUAAGGUUAUGGUUUAUAUUUGUUUUUGUAAGCCACAAACCAUGUAGAGAGAGAUUCAAUCCCACAUUUAAACGAGCUUUAAAACAUUUCAGAACAAUGCUUUUCUUAAUUACCAAUCAUUUACAGAGUUUGAAGCGGCGAGAAGCAGGAUAGACUUUUCUCAGAGGUAACAACACGCUGCCAAAUUCAUCUAGCUGUACAGACACAAACUGUAGCUUUAAAACAGUCUUCUGUUUGUUAUUUUUAACUUUGCACACUCAGCAUCCUGUAAAGUUCGUGAGUAUGGAGAGAGAAACAGUUUUCAUGUAGCUGGAUCAAAAUGUGAUGUUAUCGGCAAACAUCAACAGUUUGCACUCCGGUGCUUGUACGAAUUUCUGAUUCAAAGAAUGUUUUUAAGCCAAAAAGUGACAGUUUUGUGAGAAAAAUCUUAACAAUAGCUGUAAUACAAGAAGAACAGUAUUCAUUAGUAUGUUUUCAUCUCAUCCUCCUCACUGGAUUUCCCUCUCUUGGUUUUCAUGUCCAUUAAAUGAUGUUUAAAUUGUCUGAUUUGCAGAUGCCACUUUGCAUUGUUCCAACGGCUAAUUAUUCUGAAACCCAAAUAGUCAGAACAAUGUCCCGUUGGACAGACAGCCCACUUCUACAAUAGCCCGUUCUCCCAAAUAAUAUGGCCAUUGCCUCGAUGGCCCACUGCUCUGAAAAUACACACACUCUCCCCUGUCCAUUGUGCUGCGUCGGCAAGCUGUUUGCCCUUAAUAGACAACCGUUGUGGCUUUACGCUGAACGAUAAACCCUUACCCUAACCCGACACGGAGACAUUCAUGCCAUGGGCUUUUGUUUUUGGGUUAACUGGCUGUCGGAUAAAUAGGCCUUCUGGAGUGGGGCAUUUUUCAAACUAUUGGUUCAGAAUAAUGGGCCGUCGGAACAAUGGUGAGUCUCUGAUUCGCAGCUGUGUCGCAGGGCUCAAAUCAUUGUAAGUUCUUUGUUUUUAAUUAAGUGUACAUUUCCAGUGCGAUUGGAGAUUUUCCUCAUCUCACUGUUUUCUAUCAUCACUUUUAUUUUUCUUUUUAGUUUUUUAAAUUAGUAGUAGUAAAGUCUGCUCUUGCUGAUUUCUAUGUCUUUAAAUUGUAAACAGAAUAUCUCAAGACAUUUUAACACAUUAAGUUGGGCUUUGGACAACUGUGAUGCUCAUUUUAUAGACAAAUAUGAGGAUGAAUCAAACAUAAUGACUAGCUGCAGGUCUGAAUAGGAAAAAAUCUGAAAUGUUUUACACAUAUAUUUAUAUCUACCCAUCUGGCUCUUGUAACAAUAUGGCUUAUGCGCCAAGAACUAGUUUAAAGAUUGACUAAAAACCUCCAAUCACGCUGGACUUGUAUGGUUGUUAAUUUGAUCUUUUAAUUGAUCUGUGCCCUCGUGACUGUCUCUCUACCCUCAAAAUAUACUUUUCAGGUAUUUUUCAGCAUCCUGCUUCAUUUUUAGAUUCAUGCUCUUCACAAACGUGGAUUUGAGAUUAUAUAAAGCUUUCUGUUGUGGACAUUUAGUUUGUUUUAUUGUAAACUUUACCUUUUUUUCACAAUGCCAGUUACACCUUAAUUAGUUUUUGAAAAGGUUGCUGAAUUGAUGCUGAGGUGAGCAUGGGAGAGCAUCCCUUCUUUCUGUCUGUGCUUUUCUGUUUGUCGUCACUGAGACAGAAGGUUGAGCAUGUAGCGAUUAACCAGUCGACGUUUUUCAGUAUUAAAGAGAUAUUUCACUCUGGCAAAACGCUGUGAUUUCGCAGCAUGAGUACUAACACCCAAACUGACCCCUCCUGUGAUCUGUAGUUUAGUUCUGAACAGACUGAACAGGUUUUAGCUAUGGAAGCCCAGAGAGGACAAGGACAUAGAUUUUGACAUAAUAAUCUUAACUCAAGGUCCCGUUUGUUGGUAUUUCCAGUGCUUUUAACUGCAUAUUAAAGUUGUGAUCAGUGGUUGGAGUCAGUUGUCCUUCAGGUGUCACCUGUGACGGUGACAGGUGGUUAUAUAUUGGGGGAAGAUGCUAACCCUUUAUCUCUAAGUUAAGAAGUGGCCUUUCAGUUAAGAUUAUUUUGUUUAACUAUUGAUUUCAACUUGCAUGCUUGAAAACAUUUGAGUUGUUCAUGAUCUCCAUGUAAACAUUAGCUUUUCCACAAAAUAUUGAUUCAAUAUGACUUAAAAAAGAGGGGAAACGCGUUUUUGAUCAACUGUGUUUUUGUGUUCAGCGUUUUGAUGUCGGCUCAGACGUUUGUUACUCACAGAUAAAAAGGGAAAAAAAAAGAUUGUUGCCAUGAAAAUCUGAAACAGUUACGUUUUUUGUUUUUUUUGUUACCAUGAGAAAUAUACGCGCCCUCGGCUGCCUGUAGUUUAAACACAACUCAUAAGACUUAAACUUCACUUCAAAAUGUCUAAAAAGUCAACCAAAAAAGACAAAAAAGUUCUAGCUGUCCCGCAUUUUCAAUAUAAGCUAAGCUAACCAGCUAUCAGACUGGUGUCUUCUCAUCUUACCCUUUUCCUAGAGCGUCAAACUAUUUAUGUUUUCUGUGUUGGCUUCAUUUCCCUCGUUCAGGCUGUGAAAGUUUGAACACUUUAAGCACUUUAAACACAUUUGUGAAGCAAAAAACAGAAAUCCAGGUUUUUCUGUGGUUUCCUUCAAAAGCCUUUGAAACCGUUAUUAAACUUGCAUUAUGUAAUUUGACUUCGACCUGAUACGUUAAAACAAACCCGACACCAGCAGCAUUGUUUUCGGUCAAAAAUCUAAAAAGUGCUGAAAAAUGACAACGAUCUGCCAGAGUGAGAUACAACUUUAAAAAGGGCUGCUAGAGUUUUAGUGGAGAUGAUUAAAGGGAACUAAAAGCACAUCUAUAAUAACAUUCACAAAAGUAUUUUCAAACUGUACAUAGUUUUUCUUUCUUUUAUUUUGGACAAAUUCUCUACAUAAGACAAAUGAGAUGAUGUAUUUUUAUGCAACUGUAAAAUAAAAGUCUAUAUUCAAGUGUUCAUUCCCUCCCAAUGAUCUCAUGGCUGUAAAAAUAACGCAGAAUGACUUUUUAGUUUUUAGUGGAAACAAUUCAUCUACAAACUAUAAAUAUAUUGUAUAUGAAAACUAUCAAUAAAAGUAAAGUCUGUAUGGUA
Molecule: messenger RNA, 8150 nt
Organism: Chelmon rostratus (copperband butterflyfish)
Lineage: Eukaryota; Metazoa; Chordata; Actinopteri; Chaetodontiformes; Chaetodontidae
Product: P2R1A-PPP2R2A-interacting phosphatase regulator 1
Exons: 9
Coding region: 677-1354 (225 amino acids)
Molecular function (GO): protein serine/threonine phosphatase inhibitor activity
Source: RefSeq, a predicted model, not a curated record